Rangifer tarandus platyrhynchus (Svalbard reindeer) is the source of this 792-nucleotide messenger RNA. The record is from the annotation of a GenBank genome assembly. Lineage: Eukaryota; Metazoa; Chordata; Mammalia; Artiodactyla; Cervidae.
AUGAGCUUGGAUGCACCUGAGGGACAAAGUGGGACCGGGGGCUUAGUGGGGACAGGGGAGAGUGCGGGCAAAGGAGGAGAAAAUCUCUAUAAGCCUGUGCACCUGGGGCUGGUGGCCUGCAGGUGUCUCCGCCACCCAGCCCUGGCCCGCAUCAUUGACCUGGUGCCCUGGGAGGAUGGCUCCACCCACGUGUACACGUCCCCGGCCAUCCUACUGCCCAUGCCCCGGAGGCGCAACCAGCUGGCCGGCGUGAAGCAGCAGCUCUACCACCCAGCCCUGCCCAGUCUGCGCUCCAUGGACAUGGACUCUGUCAAGGCCUGCCUUUCCGACGAGCACUGCCAGUCCACCACCUACUGCCACAAAGAUGACUUUGAUAAUGCCUACUUCACACUUCUCGGUGUUCCCAACAAACCCCUGCAGUGCUUGGACAUCACGGAGACCGGCCAGAGGCUCCGAAACAGGUACCACGAGGGAAAGCUGGCUCCCAUCGCACCGGGCAUCAACAGGGUCGACUGGCCCUGCUUCACGCGCGCCAUCGAGGACUGGUCCCGAUUCGUGUCCUCCGCGGGAGAGUUCAAGCUGCCCUGCGCGAGCAAGAAGGUUGAGAGCUUCAGCGGCUAUGCGGUGCGGUACUUGAAGCCGGAGGUGACCCAGAACUGGCGGUUCUGUCUUAACCAGAAUCCCAGCCUGGACCGCUAUGGACAGAAGCCCCUGCCUUUCGACUCCUUGAAUGCUUUCCGACGUUUCGGCUCCAACUACAGUCGUGCCAACUAUCUGACCCCCUGGCGUUAA